AUGGAAUUGCAGAGAGAGAGAGAGAGAGAGAGAGAGAGAGAGAGAGAGCUCGGGGGAGGGAGAGAGAGGGGGAGGGAGGGAGAGAGAGAGAGAGAGAGAGAGAGAGAGAGGGGACUUAUUAUUGCCUUUGCACUAAUGCUCAACAUUUUUUUAUGUACUGUGAAUCAAGCUUUCCUUACAUACUAUGAAACUAUAGAAACUAUAGAAAAGAAAAUGGUUGUAAUUAACCGAUUUCAACGAUGUAGAGUAUUAGGCCCAAUGUUGGAAUGUGGUAAUAUGCUGUAUAUAAAAGUCAACGAGUCAUUUAAAAUCUCUACAAGUGAUCAAAUAGACAAAACACCACAGCAUGAUAUUCUCAUUGUGAUGGGGGACUUUAAUGCCAAGGUUGGUUCUGAUAACAUCGGAUAUGAAACCUGCAUGGGUUGUGAAGGACUUGGCGACUGUAAUGACAAUGGUCAACGUUUUUCUGACUUAUGCCUGGAAAAUGGACUGGUUAUUGGAGGUACAGUGUUCCAACAUAAGGACAUACACAAGUCAACCUGGCUUUCGCCAGAUGGCAGGACCAGCAACCAGAUUGACCAUAUCGCCAUCAGCAGGAAAUGGAGAAGAUCCAUGACAGAUGUAAGAGCCAUCAGGGGUGCAGACGCAGGCAGUGACCACAACCUUGUGCUAUGUAAGCUACAACUGAAAUUGAGGAGUAGCGGAAAAAAGAAUAAGCAACAGCUAUUUGACUCCAACAAACUUAAGGACCUGAAUGUGAAAACCCAGUUCAACUUGACACUGAAAAACCGAUUUGACAUCCUAGAAAGCACGCCAGCGGAUGACAUCAACUCCCUAUGCACAAAGAUCCAGAACAUCUAUCUGGAUACCAGCCAGGAGGUUCUAGGCUACAAGAAACGAGACAGAAAAGAAUGGAUCUCCACUGACACUUGGAACCUUAUAAGGGAGAGGAAGAGUGCAAGACAGGACAAAAGAGACUACACUAACAGUCUAGCAGUGGAAGCCCAGGUUGCUGCAGAAAAGGGUGACUCCAGAACAGUCUACAAAAUCACAAAGACCCUUACUGGAGAAUUUACCAACAGUUCCACCAUUGUGAAAGAUAAGAAUGGAAAUGCUCCAACGAAGAAUGAAGAACAACUAGAAAGAUGGGCUGAGCACUUCGAAGAAAUCCUUAACAGGCCAGACCCGGAGAAGGAAGCUUCUGUUAAAGACAUGGGAUUCCAUAUAGAGAUGAAGCGUGGCAGUAUCACCCAGCACGAAAUCAUAGAGGCCAUCAAGCAGACGAAAGGAAACAAAGCUCCCGGGGAAGACAAAAUCACUUCAGACAUGUUGAAAGCUGACCCCCGAGAUAGUGCAAAGCACCUUGUGGAACUAUUCAACUAG
Messenger RNA from Ruditapes philippinarum (Manila clam), 1383 nucleotides. RefSeq lists its product as uncharacterized. The record is from RefSeq and is a predicted model, not a curated record. The transcript is spliced from 5 exons. Bases 1 to 1383 code for a protein of 460 amino acids. Lineage: Eukaryota; Metazoa; Mollusca; Bivalvia; Venerida; Veneridae.